Messenger RNA from Cryptomeria japonica (Japanese cedar), 525 nucleotides. Its product is annotated as mitochondrial import receptor subunit TOM6 homolog. The transcript has a single exon. The record is from RefSeq and is a predicted model, not a curated record. Gene Ontology annotation, cellular component: mitochondrial outer membrane translocase complex. Bases 186 to 353 code for a protein of 55 amino acids. NCBI's taxonomy places the organism in Eukaryota, Viridiplantae, Streptophyta, Pinopsida, Cupressales, Cupressaceae.
UCCACUCCGUGGUUGCUAACAGGUCUAAUUAAACCCAACACUUGGCGUAAAAACCUAAAUCUUAAAGAAACCUAAAACAUCGUUUGUAACAGGGAGCAACACAGGAGAAUAUCGCGAUUCAAGUCAGGGAGCUGAAGCAUCUGGAGAGAAGAAUCAUCAGUUGAACAAACCCUAAAACUGCAAGAAUGUUUCUGGGAGCAAUUCCUCGCAGGCCAGACAAAGCCACCGCAUACAAAGAAUUGAAGAAGCACCUGACCAUGCUGGGAGUAUGGGUUGCUAUCAUUCGCGCUACGCCCUACGUUGCCCAUUUUCUCUCAAAGGACAAAGACAAUGAGCUCAAGCUUGAAUUCUGAAGACAUGCUAAAGUCCCUCUUUAUUUUUACAGGUUAAAGAAUUAGGACCUCUCGAUAUGUUUAAAAUGAGAAGCAUUUUAUUUUAGGUCUUUUUUCAGGUCACUGCAUUUUUGUAUAAUUUUUUCAUGGGUUUUAAGCUGCGCUAAGAAAUAAAACUUCUGGGUUUUGAGAA